AUGGCAACUGAAGUAAAGAAAUCAAUCUUCCAGGAAGUAGCAGCUACGAAAUUCUACACGGUGAUUGUUGAUGAGUGUAAAGAUGUAUGUAACUUUGAAAAACUCAGUUUCUGUGUUAGGUAUUCCAUUGGAUCCAAGCCCAUUGAAAGAUUUGUUCAAAUUGUUCACUUAUCUGAGGGUUCUUAUGGUGCUAAAGCUAUUGUAAAAGAAGUGGAGAAGCUUGUUACAGAAUUGAUAGGCUUUGGGUGCAUGUUGACUGGCCUUGGUGCUGAUGGGGCUUCUGUGAUAUCUGGUGAAUGGACUGGUGUGCAAGCAUUGCUAAAGCAGAUAUUCCCAUGGCUUAUUUACGUUCAUUGUGUUACCCACCGAUUGAACCUUGUUGUUGUGGCUUCAUUGAAAGGGACAUGUAAAACCAUUCUCACCCUUGUUGAUAAGUUGCAUUCAUUAUUUAGUUCUGCAAAGACAAAUUAUGUUUUUAUGAAGGUUCAGCCAGAAACCAAAGUCAACGUUAUGGCUAUGGCUAAUGAUGUGGCAACAAAUCCUGGUCCUCGUUCUUCUAUCGAGUGUUUAUACCUGAACUCAAGAAGUCUUAAUGCAUUUGUUGAAAUGGAUGACAAACCCUCCGAAGUCUGCAAAAUAGACGUAUUUCAACAAUUAGUCUAUAGCAGUGACUAUGUUGUUUGUGUUUCCGAAACCUGGCUCAACAACUCGGUCCUUGACAGUGAACUGUUGUGCCUCCGAGUUAAAGAACGAAGUGUCAACCAAACUAGACGAUUAUUAUACAGAUAUUUAUUCGGCCAGUUGGUGAAAAACUAA
This is a messenger RNA of Paramuricea clavata, 816 nucleotides long. NCBI's taxonomy places the organism in Eukaryota, Metazoa, Cnidaria, Anthozoa, Malacalcyonacea, Plexauridae. The record is from the annotation of a GenBank genome assembly.